AUGGAAGCUAAUACUCUAAUGCCUCGAGCAUUUGAUCCAUCAGGUGGUGGGUCUAAAGUGCUUUAUCCUGAUGUCUACGAUCCUAAAUUAGGGUUUCGUGCUGGCCUGUCACCAACUCAGACAUUUACUCUUCCCCCAAAGCCUUCCUUUCCUUCUCCAUCAACACCAGGACCAAUAACGAUACCAACACCAAAUAUUCCACCAUCAGCAACAACUGAUCCGUUUUUCCUGCCAUCUGCUUCUGCCACACCACCUACAAUCAGCAGUGUUGGUGUAAUGACGCCCAAUCACGCCCAGAAAGCAUCCUUUUCAAUCGCAAAUGCAGAGUUACAAAAGAAAGCCGCAGCAGCCGUAUCUAUCAAAGUAACGAUCGGUGCUAUUUCGCGAAUAGACGCUAAUACUGCUAUAGUUAAAUCAGCCGCCCUAUCUGGCAGUAGUAUUAAUAAUGUAGUUGCUAACGUUGAUUUAAAAGUUAUAGCUGAUAAUCCUACUUUUGCUAACUUCCUUGCUCAUGUUGUUCCCCAAGUUAUGUCCCAGAUGCCUACUUUGAAUGAUUUACAAGCGAUAAGAUAUCAGAAUAUUAUGCUUUAUUCACAAGCCUUAUUUAAUCAGACAUCUUUUGCUAGUCAAGCUAUAUCUAUUGGUGGUGUCAUUACAGUAACUGCCGUUGGGUUUUUUAUCUUCAGUUUGGGUAUAGUAGCCGCUGGCAUGGGCGGGAAAAGUGCCUUCAACUGGUUUAAAGGCUUCUCUGGAUUUGGUAAUUUACUGCGCUCACCAGAUGAGUAUGUUACCCAGUAUACUACUUUAACUGAUGAAGAUCCAGUACCUAAUGCUGAUUCAUCCCAAUACCAUCAGUACCACCAUGUUUCCUAUCCUAAUGCAACUGGGUCAAAAUCACAAUCUUAUCUAUCUUCUUUUAACACACAACAAUGCUUCCGCCGGGCUUAUCAUAUGGCAUUGAUUGGCUUUUCAAUUAUGGCAGUUUUAGUUAUUUAUCUUUAUGCCAGUGGUUGUUAUUAUCGCAGUCAUUCUAUAUCUUAUGUUUCUCCAGUUCAUGAAACAUUCCGAGUGCACUUAGUAGCUCUAUUUGACCGAAUCACUAAUAGCACAGCCCUAUCAGGUUUACCUAAAGUCAUUGAGGUUGUCACUACUGAUUUCUGGGCAGUACUCAUGCAUAUAUUCAAGAAUCCAGCUGCAGUUGUUCUAUCCAUCGCUAAAUUCAUUCUGACUAUCAAUGCAGGAAUUGCCAGUAUAGUUUUACUCAGUAUUCUAGUUAAUCUCAAUAAGAAGCUCAUUUGGCCUAAGUAUGCCUUGGCUGUAGCUAAAAACGUCUUCCGCCAUGUCAUACUUACUCUUUUCAUUCUAGUCCCAUUCUUUAUCUUCCUCUACCUCGUCUACUUAGGUCUAGCUUACUUUGGACUACUUGAUUUAGUCCUAGGCAGACCCUUAGCCUACUGCAUUGGCUUCCUCAAUUCGGUUUGUGCCCAAAAAGUCCCCGUCUAA
Messenger RNA from Nematocida homosporus, 1503 nucleotides. RefSeq lists its product as uncharacterized. NCBI's taxonomy places the organism in Eukaryota, Fungi, Microsporidia. The coding region runs from base 1 to 1503 and encodes 500 amino acids. The record is from RefSeq and is a predicted model, not a curated record. The transcript has a single exon.